Messenger RNA from Mycena indigotica, 876 nucleotides. RefSeq names its product C2H2-type domain-containing protein. The transcript has a single exon. The coding region runs from base 19 to 876 and encodes 285 amino acids. Lineage: Eukaryota; Fungi; Basidiomycota; Agaricomycetes; Agaricales; Mycenaceae. The record is from RefSeq and is a predicted model, not a curated record.
AACCAUCAGCACCAAAGAAUGUCGACUCCAAGCCCACCAGUCUAUCCUUGUCGCUGGAAAUGGUGUCGAAGUGUCUACAAUACUACCGCAGAGCUUGUUAAGCACGUCCAAAAUCAUGUGCAAGCCGAACAACCCUGCCGACUUCGUGAUUUGGCUGAGCAACUCCGAGCUGAAGAAGGCAUCGGACGGUCGAUCUCUCUGGGACUAGGAACGAAUAGUCAAAAUUCCCACUCUUUAGACUCAUUCGAGGCGUUGCGACAGCCAUUAGCGAUGUUAUCACACAGCUCAUCUUCGUCCUCCCUCGCUAACGCCCUUUCUCCUGUGCUACGACCCACAACACCGAACCUUUCAGCUAUCGAAAACACAUCAACGCCAGACGCCAUCCCCAAUCCAGAGCUUCCUGAGCUCGACACUAUGAUUUCACAACAGUUGUCCCCUUCGUCUCGACUGCCCUUCUAUGGAUCGCAGGACUCCGACAUUUCCGUAGAGCGACAGCUUACACAGGAUCUAGACAUGUCUUUUGACGUCUCACAAUCAAAUCCAUAUGCAGGAGAGCUCAAUUGGACAGGCACCUCACAGUCCCAAUCUCAAUCCUAUUCACAACAACACUCCUCAGCGUCGUCCUCGUCCUCUUCACAAUCACAGGCCGGCAUCACGCAGCAACGCUCUACUUACACGCCCACCAGACAGCCGUGGUAUGGCUCUCCGAAUCAUGCCCAAACACGUUCAUUCCGAUCUGGUUCAAUGAAGUUGCAGUCACCGCCCGGUACACUGAACCCAAGUAUGCUUUCACAACCUUUUCUGCACAGUUUAGAGUCGUCGUCGCCCUUUAUUCCGCGAACACAAGCCCCGUAUCAAAGCCAAAGCCAGGAGUAG